Messenger RNA from Zea mays, 2235 nucleotides. Its product is annotated as embryogenesis-associated protein EMB8. Gene Ontology annotation, biological process: lipid metabolic process. Lineage: Eukaryota; Viridiplantae; Streptophyta; Magnoliopsida; Poales; Poaceae. The record is from RefSeq and is a predicted model, not a curated record. Gene Ontology annotation, molecular function: short-chain carboxylesterase activity; monoacylglycerol lipase activity. The transcript is spliced from 14 exons. The coding region runs from base 230 to 2005 and encodes 591 amino acids.
ACACGUGUCUCGCACGCAUUCCUGCAGUCUCGCUCUCGCAGCCUGCUCGUCCAUUCAACGACCAAACCGCUCACGUCACGUGCCUGCCCAUCGCUUCCCAAUCCUAACCGCCCGCAGCGCAGCGGCGAGAUCGACAUCGACCUCAAUCGCUGACGAGUGACGACCUUUCCGUGUCGAUCGGUCUCCAUUACUACUAGCUCGCGGGCGCGGCAUCCCUCAACCGAAACUGAUGAAGGCUGCGGUCUCCAGCGCCGGCGAGUCGGCGGGCGAGCUGCUUCUCCGCGCGGCGGCGCUGGUGCCGUGGACGCGCUACUUCCUCGCGGCGCUAGCCCUGGCCGCCGUACUCCUGUACAGGUUCCUGGAGCUCCACUUGCUCGGCGACCUCCUCCGCGGCCUCCGCGGCGGCCGCGUCUCGCUUACCUUCCACCCCGAGUCUCAAGUGUACCACCGGGUCGCCUCCAAGUGCCGCUCGCUGCACGGCAGGUACCUGACGACGCCGUGGUUAGCGAGUCCUCAUUUGCAGACGCUGUUCCUGAGCAUAUCUGGCAGACCACCUUCAUUCACCUAUCGGAGGCAGUUGUACACUGUUCGUGAUGGCGGUACCAUUGCCUUAGAUUGGUUACUAGCUUCUGAUCUUGAAGAUGGAGAUAUUGGCACUUCUGACGGAACCAUUUCUAAGGAUGAUUCAACACCCCUUCUUGUUGUGAUACCUGGAUUAACUAGUGAUUCUAGUGCUGCUUAUGUGAAGCACUUGGUCUUUUCUAUGGCAAUCAAAGGAUGGAAUGUUGUUGUAAGCAACCACAGGGGUCUUGGUGGCAUCUCCAUAACAUCUGAUUGCUUUUACAAUGCCGGGUGGACGGCAGAUAUGCGUGAAGUUGUUAGUUUCCUUCAUCAAGAGUAUCCUAAGGCUCCACUAUUCACUGUUGGGACAAGCAUAGGUGCCAAUAUUGUGGUCAAGUAUCUUGGAGAAGAAGGUGAAAACACACCUGUAGCUGGUGCUGCAUCUAUUUGUUCUCCCUGGGAUCUGCUGGUGACCAGCAAAUUUAUUUCACGCAAGCUUGUGCAGCGAUGUUAUGACAGAGCCCUUGCGAUUGGUCUAAAAGGAUAUGCGAAACUACAUCAAUCAGUCUUGGCACGACUUGCAAACUGGGAAGCUAUUACAUCGUCACACUCUAUCCGGGAAUUCGACCGCCAUGCCACUUGUGUUGUUGCAAAAUACGAGACAGUGGACACAUUCUACCGCAAGUGCAGCAGUGCAAAUUAUAUCGGUAAUGUGUCAGUUCCACUGCUUUGUAUCAGUGCCUUAGAUGACCCCCUCUGCACAAGGGAGGCCAUUCCCUGGGAUGAAUGCAGGGCAAACAAAAACAUUGUAUUGGCAACUACACCUAAUGGCGGACAUCUUGCUUUCUUUGAAGGCCUAACUGCUGGAAAGCUUUGGUGGGUACGACCUGUUUCCGAGUUCCUCUGUGCUCUGCAUGAUGGCCCCUACAUGCAUCGGCAGAAGGCACAAGGGCACGAUUUGCACUCAUCGUUGGAAUCAUCAAUUGACAAGAGCCCAUAUGUGAAUUUCAUGGAAGAUGGAAUGGUAGCUGCAUUAACAGAUGAUGGUCCUAACAACGGUGACUCCUUGCUUAACGAGGUUCUUGGUGAAAUUGAACCUAAUGAUAGCGUGGUUGUCCAACACGUAAAACAGAACCAAAACACCAGAGCUAUACAAAAUGAGAGUGACAGUUGGUUGGAUGAUAAAAACAGCUCCGAAGGGAAUGUUCAAGCCCAUGGAGGAACUCAAGAACAGAGAGAAGUGCCAUAUGCGAAUAAAAUCAGUGAUGCCAUUGGUCCUGUUAAGAAAUCAAUAAACCAACUCAGUCGAUCCCAGGGUAAGUCAAUCUGGUUGCUUGCUUACAUUGCUCUUGUAACCUCUUGGCCGUUGCUUGGGGCCCUAGGUUUUUUCUUCAGGAAAAGGUUGAGUAAUUCUCUGUUAUCUAGGAAGCUGAAGAAAUCGUGAACACUGUGCUAACACAGAUUUAUUUGGUAUGUAAGAGCAUGUACAGUGAUGUUUAAUAUAGAGGCUCUUGAGAUUAUCUAAAGAGAGCAUUUGCAAAAAAAAAAUUGUGGAGCUGUCUCUAUGUGAAGAGACGCCUUUAGCUCGUAACCUAAGUAGUAACAUAUGUCUUCACUUCACUUGUACGAAUUCGUCGUAUGUUAUAUCGAUAUGAUGCUUUACAGUUUCAUUCA